Malaya genurostris is the source of this 2916-nucleotide messenger RNA. It is a transcript of the gene mthl5, whose product is annotated as probable G-protein coupled receptor Mth-like 5. Gene Ontology annotation, molecular function: G protein-coupled receptor activity. Lineage: Eukaryota; Metazoa; Arthropoda; Insecta; Diptera; Culicidae. Gene Ontology annotation, biological process: G protein-coupled receptor signaling pathway; cell surface receptor signaling pathway. Gene Ontology annotation, cellular component: membrane. The transcript is spliced from 6 exons. The coding region runs from base 991 to 2448 and encodes 485 amino acids. The record is from RefSeq and is a predicted model, not a curated record.
UUACUGCGUUGCGUACGUGGGCAGGGUUGCCACAUUUAAAUCUGCAUUUUUCAGAAGAAAAAUCUGUAAAUCUGUAUCGGGAGCUCAAUAACCUGUAUUGAAAAUCUGUAUAUAGAAGUGCUAAGAAAUCGAAGCACAACGGAAUGAAAAGGUCGUUAGAACACAAAUUUAAAGAUACCAAAACUUUUCUUAGUCUGAAAUUUAUGAUUUUGUAGUUGAAAAAACGCUGGAAGUUGUUUUUGUGUUGGAGCCUUUCGAACUAAUGAUUUGACGAAAAUCUUUCAAAAUCCAAUCUGAAAGUGAAACUUAAUCUGAUUGAUCAAUUGGUAAUCUUUCUUCUUUACUACCUUACGUUAUGGCCAUCUUUUUAUCUUAUCAGAAGCAAUUUUUGAAAGCCUAAGCAAUUUUUAAUCCACGCUAUCAAAAAUCUGUACAAAUCUGUAUUUUUUGCCAAAAAUCUGUAAUCUGCAUAUACAGAAUCUUGGUCACAAAUUUAUCUGAAAAAUCUGUAAAAUGCAGAUUAAUCUGUAUAUGUGGCAACCCUGUACGUGGGUUCGAGCGUGUAGUUUUCGAUCAUCGGAAUAGGACCACGGAGAAGACCGAGAGAGAGAGAGGAAGUGCAUCCCAUGUACUUGAUGUAAUUAGACCGCAUGCCUUGCAACAUUUGAUUUCAUUUCAGGUCAGAUUCAACCCCAAGCAAGUGAAAAUGCGUUGAAUGCUAGUCGUAAAAUAUUUCGCUUUAAUUUGUCAAACCGACGUCAUAUUCAAAUGAAAUCACGAAGGCUGAAAAGUGCACCACCAGACUCGAGUGAAGGAUAUAGAAACAAUACCAGCAGCAGCCACCAAAUCUACCUUAAGCCUCCUUAUCUUGAUACUCGCCCACGGAUAGCCAACACCGUCGUCGGUUGAGCAAACGACAGUGAGGAUUGCAAGCACAGCCCGACGACAAAGGAAUCCUUUCCAUCCCAUCCCACACACACUCGCAGGAAAAUGUUGCAACCACUGCUGGGUGGAUGGUCUCCUGGCAAAAGGUUAAUCCUGCUUCUAAUGAUCGAGCUGGUCACCGUGGCGGUCGGGUACGUGUCGUCCGAUCCGGCCCCAUCCAAGUACAAUCCGAAUGCGGUUCGUAUUAACAAGUGCUGCGAAAAGUUUGAGGUCAUGCUGGAUGGCAAGUGCACCGUUGCGGAGAGCAUCAAUGCAACUGUCUGGGUGCCCGAAUUUACCGGCCGAAAUGGCGAACAGAACGUUCAAGUCGAAGCAAUCCGGUACAUCAUUGGAGCUCCUGACUGUGGCAGCAUGCAAAAGUGGCCUAUAUUCCACUACGAAAAGAGCGAAGAUAAACUGAUUCUGUUCCCGGACGGAAAAGUGCGACACUUGAUAUUGGAUCCGCACGCGCGAGACGAACCCGAAGAGGAGUGGGAUCAGCUCUACUCGGCCGAGCCCCGGAUGGAGGCACCGUUUCAGUACGACUACGAGCAGGGCCAGUACUGUCUGGACAAGGCACUGAGCAGCAACGAGCGGCAACCGGAGGGCAUUUUCGCCACCGUCUGCUCGCCGGAAAAGGUCGUCCGGUGGACCGACAGUGACUUCCUUCUCCGCAAGAUUAUCAACCCGAUCUGCCAUGGUAUCGCAAUGAUCAUACUGCUAGUGGUGGCCAUAGUGUACUUCGUGUUGCCUACAUUGAGGGACCUCGUCGGUAACAUCGUCACCUCGAUCACGGUGUGCCUGAUCGUGUCUCAAGCGGCCGAUCUGGUACGAAUAUUUACCGAAUUCAGCAACCACGUCAGUUUCGUCGUAGCGGAUUCAUUUUUCUACAUCAGCCUGCUGGCGGCAUUCUUCUGGCUCAACAGUUUGGGUUACUACAUUUGGAAAACUUUCCGCGCCAGAAAUGUGUUCCUCAGGGUUACGGACGGCCGCAAGUACUGCUGGUACUCCGGGUAUGCGUGGGGUGCUACAGCAACGAUGGCCGGGGUGGCCAUCUUUUCGCAUUUUUUCCUGGACGGCCCUAAUGGGAAGCGGAAUUCCAGCGUUUUCGAGAAUCAAGAUACCAUCGGCUGGCUGGGGAUUGCGAUGUUUUUUACUCCGAUUGCUUUCAUCAUCAUACUGAACACCUUUUUCUACGUGACGACUCUGAAAUUUAUCAACAGAAUGAAUACGUACGGUAGAAUACACCACAAAUUGAAGUGCAACUUCAUUAUGUUCACACUAAUUUUUCUUGUAAUGAGUACAUCAUGGCUCUUCCUGAUUCUUUCCUGGCUGCACUUCGACGCGCUACUGUACACGCAUAUCAUCGUGAAUGCACUGCAGGCACCGUGCAUUCUGUACAUAUGCGUUUUCCGGCAGAAGCACGUGACAUUUCUGCUGAAGAAAUCCUGCUGCUACAAUGAACCACCGACAACGUCCGAUUGGGGUGACGAAAUGACGUACAUGAACGGCGGUGACUACUGACACUAGCCGACACCAGCCGAAUCUCGAAGCUAGAAAUCUAUACUAAAGAAUCUCACCAUCAGCGGUCUUCCCCGGCCUUCGCUUCGUUUUUCAAAGCGGACGGACGGAAGAAGUGGCAGUGGAGUUAACAUUCCUGAAUCUCUAAGAUUCGAAACAAAACAAACGAACAACAUAAAACAACACCAGAGCCGCUAGAGGGCAGCAUUACUUUCCGAAACCAACAAUAAUAUACGUCCAGUUUCAUUAGGCUAGGUAUGUGAACGAUAAGUUAUUAACAUUAGUUUGUAGGACGCGUCUCGAUUGUAUGAUAAUAAUAAUAAUAACACGGUUAAUCGUUUUUGGCGAACGUAUUGAGGAAGCUGUGUGUUGCUAGAUUUGUAUUAGGUAAACAGCAGCUGAACUACUACUGUAUACACAUUUUUAAGAUUACCUUUGACAAAGACUCAAUAAAGAUUAAGCAAAAUGUAA